Messenger RNA from Physcomitrium patens, 1858 nucleotides. RefSeq names its product chaperone protein dnaJ 8, chloroplastic. NCBI's taxonomy places the organism in Eukaryota, Viridiplantae, Streptophyta, Bryopsida, Funariales, Funariaceae. The record is from RefSeq and is a predicted model, not a curated record.
UGCUGAGGCAAGAGAUCACUGCACAAUACCAGAUCAAGACGUUGCGAGCGGAUUCACAGCUCAAUUCCUAGCGAGGAUCCUCUUUGUUUUGUGGAAUGUGGUGGCAUCUUUACCUGCUGGGAGGUAGCGUAACCAACCAGUCACCACUUUCUGCCGCUAUCGUUGAUCGGACUUUAAGAUGAAGGGGUAAUACUCACCAUCUUCUUGCAAUAUGAGCAGACAAGUUGAUCAUUGGGAGCUACAGUCCGGCCGGAGUUACGCGAGCUUGUGAUUCGACGCCUGAUUGAAAUAUCUCCGGUACUCGAGCACUCAAGUGUAGAAAUUGAGGUCGAUCACAAGAUUAGGAUGGCAAUUAGAGCUUUUCGCAGUUCAGAAUUGUAGUGAAGCAUCGAAGUUCGCGUUCAGAUCUCGAGCAAGGGUGUAGCUUAUAGCACAUCUUGCCGUGUCCAUUGCGGGAAGUCCUCUCCUGGUGAAUAAUUUCAAUUCUCAAAACAAAUCACGACAUGAGGAAGCUCCUGGGAGGAGGCCGGGUGGGCAUCACCCUAGGCUUCGCGGACAAUAAAGUGGAGAGAGUUGUUCUCCAGAAUUCCUUAUACGGUGACUCCGUAGCUCAUAGUGUGACCUCUGCUAGUCCUCCGAAAUCAUUCAAACACGAGGACAGGACUCGGAAAGAACUGAGAAGACCCGGGAAUUUGGUACGAGCUUCUCAUGGAGCCUGCAGUAGCCACAGCGAGCAUUUUGCAACAUUAGGUCUCAGCGCUGCCGCCUCUAGACAGGAAAUCAAGCAAGCCUACCGCAAAUUGGCUCUUCAGUAUCAUCCUGAUGUCUGCAAGGGAGAACAUUGCGCUCUUAUGUUCAAACAAGUGAACGAUGCCUACUAUGUUGCAUUGGAGGCGGAAGAGCAAGUUGUCAAUGAUAUUGGCACCGACGACUGUCUAGAUGGUUUCAUGGGAGCUGAGGACGAUUCCUGGGAUGAGUGGGAGGAGUGGAUGGGUUGGGAAGGUGCCGGAGCCGCCGACUAUUCUUCCCACAUCAACCCUGCUUACAGCUUCUGAACAGCCACCAAUUCCCAAACCACCGCAACAUCACCGUCGAUAUUGUGUACAUUAACCUGAUUCGUCGAAGUCUUUCAGAAACAUGAAGGGGAACAACAGCCCUAGAGGCUCCUGUGUCGACUCCACUUCUGCACUGUGCAUGUGACGCAAAAUACCUCGCUCUUGUAAUUACGUCCACAGAGGGACUACAUCAGAAGCAACAACAUCAACAACAAACCCUGAAAAAUCCUCUCUGAUUUGUACAGUUUGAGCACUGGUAACCGCAUCUAAGCGAUUGGUGAUGUGGGUACUUCAUGAGCUUCGGAUGGAGUUGUUAUCCUGUUUGUUUAGAUUGCAGCAUUGUGCAUGGGCUCCUUCUUAUAAUGAUUCAUAGAGGAGGUUGUUACUGCUGUUGGUGCGUGAAAGCUUUUUCCAACUGUUGGAGGUAGCAUUUCUUAACCUCACUGGCACCAAUAGCAGUGUGUCGAUGCUUGUAGUUUCUUUGUUGUUACGGUUAGGAAACUGGAAUGAGAAUAGAUGAUGAAAGGUGAGGUAGUGUCGUUGUUGAAUGUGAUUGUGUUUUAGAGCGAAGCAGCGUCAUCCUCAAAUUUUAGAUAUAAGAAAACUUAAGUCCAACUUUGCAUAAUUUUAAUGUGGUAAGAAAUGAAUAGUUCUAAAACAAAUUGUUUCAAAAGCAACAGAAUUGGGAUUUUAGUAGAAAGUAUGAAAUUUAUGAUGUAAAAAUAUUAUUAUUGAACUUUGGCAGUAACAUUAGCAUAGGCCAUAGCAAAGGAUACAAAUAAAGACUGCUGUGUUUUUCUCUA